Messenger RNA from Morus notabilis, 1151 nucleotides. RefSeq names its product NAC domain-containing protein 90. Gene Ontology annotation, biological process: regulation of DNA-templated transcription. NCBI's taxonomy places the organism in Eukaryota, Viridiplantae, Streptophyta, Magnoliopsida, Rosales, Moraceae. The coding region runs from base 162 to 893 and encodes 243 amino acids. The transcript has 3 exons. The record is from RefSeq and is a predicted model, not a curated record. Gene Ontology annotation, molecular function: DNA binding.
GCAAAUCUCUCUCUCUCUCUCUCUCUCUCUCUCCCCAACAUAUUAUAGUCUUUUUCCACCUCUAUAUAUAUACAUAAUAACAAACCAAAUAACCAACAGACAAGUAACCAAAAACCAUAUUCAGCAAAAGAAAAGAAAAAAAAAAGUAACCAAAAUACACAAUGCAAGAACUGCCACCGGGUUUUCGCUUUUAUCCGACCGAAGAAGAGCUGGUUUCCUUCUAUCUGCUCAACAAGCUGGAAGGAAAACGAGAGGAAAUAAAUCGAGUAAUCAAUGUCAUAGACAUUUACGGCAUAGAACCAUGGGAUCUACCAAAGUAUUCAGGAGAGCUGUGCCGUGGAGAUACUGAGCAGUGGUUUUUCUUUACACCGAGACAAGAGAGAGAGGCCCGAGGAGGGAGACCGAAUCGCACCACGGCUUCUGGAUAUUGGAAGGCGACGGGAUCACCUGGCUAUGUUUACUCGCCGGAUAGCAAGGUGAUUGGAGUGAAGAAAACUAUGGUUUUCUACAAGGGGAAAGCUCCUACUGGCAGAAAAACAAAAUGGAAGAUGAAUGAAUAUAGAGCGAUCGAAGCAGCCAACCCAGAUGGAGCUACUACUCCAAAGCUGAGGCAUGAAUUCAGCUUAUGCCGAGUAUACGUGAUAUCUGGGAGUUUUCGAGCAUUUGACCGACGCCCAUUAGAGGUGACGGGGGAUCCACAACAUCAAGGUGACAGAGCGGGACCAUCUGCUCAGAACACCACAAUGGUGGAGAAAGCUGGGAGUUCAUCCGAAACUUCAAGCUCAGGAGACCUGGCUGAUCCCCCGGGAGCUUCAGGAAGCAAUACUGAUUGGGAAAUGAAUGAUGAUCUAGAACAAACUUUUUUGGAACUGGAUGAACUACAAUGGCCCUAAAUGAAGCCAUUUUCUAGACUUACGCCAAUGUCUGACAAAAGAAUCAGAGUUCAGGAAGUAGAUUUAGGCAUGACUGUUUAGAUGUAUUAAGAGUUGAAAUUUUUUUUCCCCUCUUCCUCCUUGGGUGAGUGAAGAAUAAGUCAAUAAUGUAAGAUUUCGUCUUUUUUUUUUUCCCCUUUUUUUCUUUUUGGCAAUAUCUAAAAGUAGGAGCAUAAAUUUUAAAAGGGAGAGUUGAUGUAGCAAAACUGAGUCAUGGAU